Leucoraja erinaceus (little skate) is the source of this 3960-nucleotide messenger RNA. It is a transcript of the gene clec3a, whose product is annotated as C-type lectin domain family 3, member A. The record is from RefSeq and is a predicted model, not a curated record. NCBI's taxonomy places the organism in Eukaryota, Metazoa, Chordata, Chondrichthyes, Rajiformes, Rajidae. The transcript is spliced from 3 exons. The coding region runs from base 700 to 1266 and encodes 188 amino acids.
UACAAAUAGCACCCGUGGUCAGGAUUGAACCUGGGUCCCUGGCGCUGUAUGGCAGCAACUCUACCACAGCGCCACCAUGCUGUCUCAGACACUUUGUAAUUUUUUUUAUUCGCUCUUCUUUGAAGGUGAGACACUGAAUGUCAACAUACACCAGUGAGGGCAGGAGGGGGCUUCAAUUUAAUUUCCCUUUCCUCCGUAACGUAUUGAGGUUUGUCAGUCACAAAUUGGGCUCUGGAGGGGGUCAUUGAACCCGAUGACCUUCAGAUGGAAAAGUCCCUGAGUCACAGCUGGUUAUAACAUUCCCCUUUUACUAAUCAAAAGUAUCCCGCUGUUUACACGAGUCUGGCAGGCAAAGCACAUGGAAUAGAACUUAGCACGGAGCAGUAAGCUUGCAAAAGAGAAGCGGUAGGUAAAAAUACAUUAAACAUCCAGAAGAAAUGAAGCUAAAAAAACAUAAGGUGGUUCAACGUGUGAAUAAAUGAUGAGCUAAACAAACUGAAGCCUGAAAGGACUGUGUUCAUGACCGAUCUGAGACACUCCAACAACGUCACUACUUCCCUAUAAAUAUAGGUCGGAUUGUGCAAACAUUCAGUGCCUCCCUGGGCCGCUAACUCUGCAUCCUGGUUUAGAUUCUUCUGCUGGCUUCUCUGGGAGGUAUCCCAGCCUUCAGAAUUGCUGUCUGGGCAUUUGGAUUUCACUAUGGCAGGACCAAAAAUCAUUUGGGUUGCUUGUGCCUGCAUUGCAAUAAUGUCCAUCGCCACAGCACAAUCAUCCAGGUCGAAACCUAAAACUGGUAAAGGUAAAGAUGAUUUGAGGAAUGAGAUCGAUAAAUUGUGGCGGGAAGUAAACCUGCUGAAGGAGUCGCAGGCACUUCAGACUGUUUGCCUGAGAGGGAUAAAAGUUCACAAGAAGUGUUACCUGGCAUCGAAUAUCGCAAAGAGCUACCACGCUGCUAAUGAAUAUUGUAUCGCCCAAGGAGGAACCUUGAGCAUCCCACGAGACAUCUCUGAAAACAACUCUGUCCGUAGCUAUGCCAAGAAGAGCCUGAAUGGGGCAAAGGACUUCUGGAUAGGGGUCAACGACAUGACCUCUGAGGGCAAGUUUGUCGACGUCAAUGGAAUGGCCAUUAAUUACCUCAACUGGGACCGGAAUGAGCCACGCGGUGGGACCCAUGAGAAUUGCGCGGCGGCGUCUAUUAGCGGCAAGUGGUCGGACGAAGUGUGUCGUAACGAGAAGAAAUACAUUUGCGAAUACCUCAUUCCUUAGAGCCCCCUCUCACACAGCCUACUCCAGAGUGGUUUUGGUCAUAACCUUUCUGCUGUUCAUUUUUCAGUGGAAGGUGUUGAAAUAAGUAUCUUCAUGGAUGUGCAUUUUUCAAUGAUACCAAACAGUGAUGGGUGGAAAUCAAUGUUAGACAAUUGUGCAUUAAUAUCAACAUCACACCUACUGCCCAAUUUAUUAAUUAUUUAGUUGAGUUUGGUUUAGUUUAGAGAUAUAGCAGGGAAACAGGUAUUUUGUCCCACCGGGUCCAUGCCGACCAGCGAUUCCCGCACACUUACACUAUCCAACACACACUAAGGACAAUUUACGAUUACACUAAGCCAAUUAACCUACAAACCUGCGAGUGUCGGAGGAAACCAGAGAUCCUGGAGAAAACCCACGCAGUCACGGGGAGAACAUGCAAACUCUGUACAGAGUGCAGCAUCAGUCAGGAUCGAACCCGGAUCUCUGGAACUGUAAGGCAGCAACUCUACUGGUGUGCCACCAGAUGUUUAUUGACAGGAUCCUGGACAUUGUUGCCAAGGAUAGCAUUUAUUGUCUAUCCCAAAUUGCCCCCUGCUUUGAGUGGCUUGCUAAUCCAUGCAGACGCACACUUCAAUGGUCUGUAUUUUCUCAGCCACCAUUACCAUUGAAAUUAGCUUAUAAUUCCAAAUGUAUUUAGUUACCUGAAUUGAAACUCCCUAAUUAGCUUAGUGGGAUCCAAAUUCAUCUCAUUAAUUAAUAGACCAAGCUUAGAAUCAUAGUCAUAGAAUCAUACUGUGUGGAAACAGGCCCUUCAGCCCUUCAGUCCAUGCCGACCAGAUGCCCUGUCUACAGCAGUCCCACCUGCCAGUGUUUGACCCAUAUCCCUCUAAACAUCUCCUAUCCAUUCUUGCCUCUAAUCCAGUCAUUUAGCCAUUACCUUAUUCUACACCUUUUGGACGUGAAUUGCAGGCAGGAUAUAGUGGGCUGCUUUUGCAAUGUUUUGCUAAAAUACUAAUUGAUUUUCUACCCUGAUUGUUUUUAGAUUAAAUUUUAUUUUUAUUUUUUUAAGGUGAAUAUUUGAUAUCAUUCCUUCUGAUUAGCACUGGCUGUUGGCAAUAUGGCAUUCUGAUUGACCAGAAGUUGGUAAAGCUUUCAAAUAUUGAUGACAACCAGCAGAGAUUGCCAAACUGUUUUUCUACAAAUCCUUAGGCAUUUUAGUAGAUCUUAGCAAAAUAAUUUUAAGGUUAUCAUCCCUUUUAAUAUAGGAAUUAAGUCCCAAUAUAAUGCAUUAAGUGUUUCUCGGAUAAUUUUCAAACUGCGAUUUCAAGAACCAAAGCCUUUCUUAUUUUCCACCAUGUCUGUCAAUAAAGCAAUUCCAUGUAACAUCACAGAUGGAAGGUUUGGAUUUUCCUUGGAAUUUUGCUCCAUAGUUUUCCAUAGUUUCAGAAUCCUCUACCUCAAGUGUAUCAUGUGUAGGCUUAUUAUUACAUCUCUGAUGAGAUAGUUCUUAUCAUGUAGGUCAAACAGAGAAUCAUAGAGUCAUACAGCACGGAAACAGGCCCACAGAUCCAUCACUGUUCAUGAAGCAUCCAUUUUAAUUAUAAUUUUUAGUAUUAGAGAUACAGCGCGGAAACAGGCCCUUCGUCCUACCGCAGCGAACCCCGCAUAUUAACACUAUUUCCUGUACCCACUAGGGACAAUUUUUUACAUUUACCAAGGCAAUUAACUUACAAACCUGUAUGUCUUGGGGUUGUGGGAGGAAACCGAGGAUCUCAGAGAAAAUCCAUGCUUUUAUGGGGAGAACUUAUAAGCUCUGUACACCCGCAGUCGGGAUCGAACCCGGGUCUCCGGUGCUGCAUUCGCUGUAAGGCAGAAACUCUACCACUGAGCCACCAUGACUGCCCGUUUGCUCCCAUCCCAUUUUAUUCUCCUAAUAUUUCUCCCUGGUUCUACCACUUAGUCAUAGAGUCAUGGAGCCAUUCAGCACAGAAGCAGGCCCCUAGCCCAUGCUGACCAAAAUGUCCCAUCUACACUAGUCCCACCUGCCCUUGUUUGGCCCCAUAUCUCCUCUAAACCUUACUACACUUACCUACACAAUAAAGGCAAUUUACAGCAGCCAAUUAAUCUACCAACUCACAGAUGCAGGAGGAAACCAGGGCACCCAGAGGAAACCCACACAGUCACGUGGGGAACAUUCAAACUCCACACCGACAGUAUGGGAGGUUAGGAUUGAACCUGGGUCACUGAAUCUGAAAGGCAGUAUCGUAACCAGCUGCUCCACUGUGCUGCCGUUCUAAACCAAAAGGCAAGGAUAUUAAAGAAAGUGAUUUUUUUUUUAAAUGCCCCCGAAGAUCUUUCUCCUGACUGUCUUGCAACAGUGUUUAGGGAAUUAACAUUUAAUUGGUGAAGACUCCAGGCCACCUUUGGAAAGUUGACAUCCAUAACAUGAAUGGGACAACUUCUGCCCAUCUUCAGACCCAAUAACUAAUGUGAUCAACCCAUGUUAACUGAUAUUUCUCAGCUUGUGUUUUCCAUUACAGCAUUUGCUAUCUAAAAGUCUGCACUUUCUGAUGGUUAUGUCUUUAGAAGCAACACUCUGAAACCAUAUACUCUACCGUUUGGUUUGCUCGAUAUGUAAAACAUGUAAUUUUCAAUUUAAAAUGUUCAUGUUCUGACACUGUGAAACUAUUAAAGAAAGAAUAUAUUUACAGGUCA